UAAUAAUGCAGUCAAUGGCUCUUUCUCCCAGGUAAAUCGGCUUAGGAUUGAAGCCUUACUUGGGGGAGCAACCCAGCGGGACUGACUUCUGAGGCCCGAACUACUGGCCCUGUCGCUUCUUCCCUGCAACUGCCUUUAACGUGCCAGCCGCUGAAUUCGCUGCCUGCCUUGUUGUCUUUCUUUCUUUCGCUAUGAUCUCUGAAGUGUUACUAAUUGCACCUCCUGGCUCUGUGCCUUUGAGAGGGCUGGGGCCGAUCAGUAGCCAAAAGGAGGUUGUAAGCAGCAGAAUGUCCCCUUGGGAGAGAGGAGGAGGAGGCGGAGGAGGCGACGAGCGGGGUCCUUCCCCGAGUUCCCCUUCCCCUCCCCAAGUGGGGGUCGUGAUGAUGCUACUAGCAAGUAGCCAGCCGCUGGGGGGCCAGCCUAGCCUGUCCUGUGGGUAUAAGAGCCCCGGCCUGGCCUGCUUUGCUCCCAGAUACUGGGUGCCUUGAGCGCUCCCAGCUCCCAGGAUGGAGGAGCUGAUGGACGGCUGCCAGUUUUCCCCAUCCUCGGCCGUCUUCUUCUACGACAGCUCCCCCUGUAUCCCUUCCCCCGAGGAGGAGCUGGCGGAAGAGGACUUCGCGCCUCGGACGGCCACCACCGCUUCAUCCUCUUCCUCUUUCGGAGUCCACCAAGCAGACCUGCCCGGAGGAUCCGACGGCGAGGAGCACGUCCGGGCACCCACGGGCCACCACCAAGCCGGCCACUGCCUGCUGUGGGCUUGCAAAGCCUGCAAGAAGAAAUCCAGCACCGUGGACCGGCGGAAGGCAGCCACCCUGCGAGAGAGGCGGCGGCUGAAGAAGGUCAACCAAGCCUUCGAGGCCCUCAAGAGGUGCACCACGGCCAACCCCAGCCAGAGGCUGCCCAAGGUGGAGAUCCUGAGGAACGCCAUCCGGUACAUCGAGAGCCUCCAGGACCUGCUGAGUGAGCAAGUCCACAACUACUAUCUCUUGCCCGGGCAAAGCUGCUCCGAGCCCACCAGCCCCACUUCCAGCUGCUCCGACGGUCUGGCUGAAUGCAACAGCCCCACUUGGUCCAGAAGAAAUGGCACUUACGACAAUGUCUACUGCUCUGAUCUCCAGAAUGUCUAUUCCUCAGAAGCCAGCACGGCCCUCUCCAGUCUGGAUUGUUUAUCCAGUAUAGUGGAUAGAAUCUCUUCCUCGGACCAAGAUGGACUGUCUCUGCAAGACUCCUCUUCGCUCUCUCCCAGUGCCAGCCCUGAGUCACAGCCAGGCACUCCUGAGGCCCCUCAUCCCAAGCUCAUCUAUCAUAUACUAUGAGCUGACUGAGAUUGGAAACUAGCCCCGACAACGCUCUGGGAUGGCUGAGAACUCCCAACAGCAACAAGGAGACUCUCCAUUGAAAUAUGAGGCCCUUGGAAUUCCAUUGGACCAACAAUAUGUAUAUAGAGAAGUCACUUUAAAGUGUGUAUAUUUGUGAAUAUCUUUGCUCUUUCCCGUUUACAAGGGGAAUAGCAUUAUAUUUAACCCAAACAUAUAUAUUUUAAUAUUAUAUAAUUAUAUGUUGGGGGUUUUAAUUGUAACACAUUAAAAUCUUAGUUAUCAUCAAGAACGGAAGCAGCACAUCCAUAGUGGGGUCACACCUGAAAAUGCUCCAUGUUUUGAGAUGCCCAAAAUAACAGAAUUUAAGUUAUAUUUUUGUAAGUGUAUUUUUCCCAACUGAGGAGAAAAAAAUAAACUGACUACACUGAUCUGCUAGUUUUUAGGAGAGAAAAGCUGAAUGUUUCCAGGAUAUAUUUUUCUGAGAUAAUUCUUUUUCUCACCUCCUGAGAAUAAAAAAGGUAAUUUUGCAGAAUGUUCUCUGAAAGGUCUACAAUUUUUUGUAGCAGCCAUCAUUUCCCCCCAACAAAAUGCCCUGAAUGACUUUAGGUCAUUGUAGAGAAUGCAAAAUGGUGACUGGGCUACCAGCACAGCUGCUGCUGCUGUCACUUAUAGCAGUGGCCAAGGGCCAGGGGAGAGAAACCUUAGGGGGGAAAAGAUGCUGUGCUGCCGCCACUGCUAAUGGUGAGCUCCACUCCUAAGAAACAUUUUGUUAAUUUCUCCUUCCUCAUAUAAAUUCGGUGAAAUGGUCACACCCCCAUUAUUCAGUCUAUACAUACGGUGGAGAAUUUUGAGAGGCAAUUCUUACACAUCUCUAGUUUUUAUAGCACGCAAACAACCUUAAUUAAGGCCAGCUCUACCAUUAGGUAGGGGAAGGCAGCUUGCCUUUGGAUGCACUGUUUAGCAUGGGACGGCAAAUUAUUAUUUAGUUUAUUAUUAUAUUUUUACCACUGGAGAGCCAUUGGACAUUGUUGCCUCAGACCUCAAGGUUUUGCAUGGUCUCUGCCUUUACUGUAUUAGAGGUAUCAUUUUGCAUAAAACCCUUUAGAAAUAACCCUCUAACAUGUGUUUGCUAUAUUUUACUAUUUCCAUUCAGGAUGCCUCUCAAAAGGAGGAGGACACUGAAGUGUGUUGGUGGGCUUUCUUCAAACUAAAUUGGUGGAUGAAAAAUUGGAAUGCAAAUCCAAUUCUGGUUUAAUUUUUAUAGUCAUGCUUUCAAUAAUAAACAAA
Molecule: messenger RNA, 2606 nt
Organism: Rhineura floridana
Lineage: Eukaryota; Metazoa; Chordata; Lepidosauria; Squamata; Rhineuridae
Gene: MYF5
Product: myogenic factor 5
Exons: 3
Coding region: 507-1316 (269 amino acids)
Biological process (GO): positive regulation of myoblast differentiation; regulation of transcription by RNA polymerase II; muscle organ development
Molecular function (GO): protein dimerization activity; RNA polymerase II cis-regulatory region sequence-specific DNA binding; DNA-binding transcription factor activity, RNA polymerase II-specific
Source: RefSeq, a predicted model, not a curated record